Molecule: messenger RNA, 1209 nt
Organism: Lycium barbarum (goji berry)
Lineage: Eukaryota; Viridiplantae; Streptophyta; Magnoliopsida; Solanales; Solanaceae
Product: pectin acetylesterase 8-like
Exons: 12
Coding region: 1-1209 (402 amino acids)
Biological process (GO): cell wall organization
Cellular component (GO): plant-type cell wall
Molecular function (GO): pectin acetylesterase activity
Source: RefSeq, a predicted model, not a curated record
AUGAUGGCGGCAAGAUCUGUUCAACUUGUUUGCUUGCUUAUUUGUUCCCUGGCCAUCAUCAAAACUGCAUCUGCAAAAGUAAAUGAAUCACCGAAACAACAGAAAGGCAAAGAUCAUGCAUAUUUUGUCGAUAAAACAAUUGUUCAGAAUGCUGUGUCAAAAGGAGCAGUGUGCUUGGACGGAUCACCUCCAGCAUACCAUCUUGAUCGAGGAUUUGGUCAUGGAGUCAGAAAUUGGAUUAUUCUACUCUCAGGAGGAGCAUGGUGCAGAAACAUCACAGACUGCCUGAACCGUUCCAAGACUGACUUGGGUUCUUCAAAACUUAUGAUGCCAUUCGUAUUUUUAGGCAUUUUCAGCAAGAGCAAAACUGAAAAUCGAGAUUUUUACAACUGGAACAAAGUCUUUGUUAGGUAUUGUGAUGGUGGAGCUUUCACUGGAGACAUCGAAAGUGUUGAUCCUACUACCAAUCUUCAUUUCAGAGGUGCAAGAAUAUUUGAUGCAGUAAUUGAGGAUCUAUUAGCAAAGGGAUUAAAGGAUGCAAAGAACGUCAUUCUUUCUGGCGGUUCUGCUAAUGGAUAUCCAGCAAUGCUAUACUGUGAUCACUUCAAAACUUUAUUGCCUAAAGCUCAUAGAGUGAAAUGCUUGGUUGAUGCUGGUUAUUUUAUCCGUGUGAAAAAUCCACUGCUAGCAAAUGUGUUCGAGUCACUCUUUAGAGAUGUUGUUAAUUUACAUGGAUCUACCAAAGUGUUACCAAAAUCGUGCACUUCAAGAAUGAAACCAGAAUUGUGUUUCUUCCCAGAAAACAUACAAGAAGAUAUCAAGACGCCAUUUUUUACUGUGAUGUCAGCAUUUGAUAGUUAUCAGGUGGACAAUAUAAUAGGCUCUAAUGUCGGUGAAUUCAUUCGAGCAAGAAAUUGCACUGAAAGUCUGAACAAUGCCUUCAAAGAAUUGAGGUCGGAAUUCUUAAUUGCUUUGCCCAAAGCAAAUAAUCCAAAACAAAGAGGAGCUUUCAUUGACUCUUUUAAUCGUCACACCCCGCUUGAACUAUGGUGGAAUAAAGUCAAUGCCACUCCAAUAAAUAAUCUGACUACAAUGAAGGUAUUUGGUGAUUGGUACUUUGACCGAAAAUACUCCUAUGUGAUCGAUGAGAUUGACUUGCCACUCCCCGUUUAUUUAUACAUCAAUGGUACUCUCAAGUCCCGAGGAUAA